CCAAAUUAAACACAAAUAUAUUAAAAUAAAAUAAAAUUGCUUAAAAACAAUUAAAAAUGACGUAAAAAACCCACAAACUAAAAAUUGUGCAAAGUGUUGCGCGCUAAUCGCGCUGGGAGCUCACAGCGCAUAGCUCUCAGAAGCAGCAAACUCGCUUGCUGUUUACCGCUGACAGUUCCGCUGGGCUAUUUAGCAAACAAAAGUGUCCGACACCCUGAAUAAACAACAGCAAAACGAAAACGAAAAUUAUAAAACACCACAUAAUUGCCAUUGUUGAUGUUGCAACAGCAGCAUCAUGCAUACUGCUGCCAGUACCGCCUCCACGCGCGCAGCCUCGCCAGCUCCAUCAGCUACCUCUGCUAGUGGCCGUCACAACACAAUUAGCCUUUUAAGCAGCUUCAUGCGUCGCUUAUUAAAACUUUUGAUUAGCUGCAUUCUCAUGCCGGCCAUGCAACAUCACAUCCACAUUAAUUGGUCUCCAAUGUCAACAGCUCCAACGGCCGGCAUCAUCGUGCAUGCAUCCGCCAUCUCCGUUUCGGUCUCGCUGUCCGCCUCGAACUCAACUAGCGACAUCGCUGCGACAUCUGCGCCCAACGCUGAGCUGAACGUUGGUGUUGCGGCUGCUGCUGCUGCUGCUGCUGUUUUGUCCGGCUUGGGUUCACGCGCACCCGCCCCCUGGUCCAUGGCCGCCUCUCACAUGCGCCUAACGCAGCGCAACAAUCAUGCGAACAUUUCUGAAUUGCUGGACAAUUUAUUGCGUGGCUACGAUAAUAGCAUACGACCGGGUUUCGGAGGUCCACCAGCCACAGUUGAAGUAGACAUAAUGGUUCGCAGUAUGGGGCCCAUCUCCGAGGUGGAUAUGACCUAUUCCAUGGAUUGCUAUUUCCGUCAGUCAUGGGUGGAUAAACGUUUAGCCUUCAAAGGCGCACAAGACACAUUGGCUUUGAGUGUUUCGAUGUUGGCGCGCAUUUGGAAACCAGAUACAUAUUUCUAUAACGGUAAACAAAGUUAUCUACACACCAUAACAACACCAAAUAAAUUUGUACGAAUCUAUCAAAAUGGCAGGGUGUUGUAUUCGAGCAGAUUAACAAUCAAAGCUGGCUGCCCAAUGAAUUUAGAAGACUUCCCCAUGGAUAUACAAAAGUGUCCCCUAAAGUUUGGCUCGUUUGGCUACACGACAGCGGAUGUUGUUUAUCGUUGGAAUCGCGAGAGACCAGCUGUUGCCAUUGCGGAGGAUAUGAAAUUGUCACAAUUCGAUUUGGUUGAUUGCCCGGCGGGCAACCUCACCGAUGUGAUCUACAAAGCAGCCGCACCGCACGAUGGCUCACACACCAGCAGCGGCAGCGGCAGCAGCGGCAACAACAAGAAUGGCAAUAGAAAUAGCAAUAAUUACUACAACAAAAAUGCGGCCAACAAUUUCAAUCACAAUCGUUACAAUCAGAAAUAUGGCAGCAAAUCGAUGAGUACGUUUGCGGGGCCGGGUGCAAAGAAUCAACAUGCACGGGGCACUGGGCUGCAAUUAGACAAAGCUGAGUAUUCAAUGCUAAUGGUGAACUUCCAUCUACAACGUCACAUGGGCAAUUUUCUCAUUCAAGUCUACGGCCCUUGCUGUCUAUUGGUGGUGCUCUCAUGGGUAUCAUUUUGGCUAAAUCGUGAAGCUACCGCUGAUCGUGUUUCGCUCGGCAUUACCACCGUACUAACGAUGACAUUUCUCGGUUUGGAAGCACGCACCGAUCUGCCGAAGGUGCCCUAUUUGACUGCGCUUGAUUUUUUUGUGUUUCUAUCCUUCGCCUUUAUUUUCGCCACCAUUCUACAAUUCGCUGUCGUGCAUUAUUUCACGAAAUAUGGUUCCGGUGAAUGCUACUUUAUUAUCGAGGAAAUGGAUUCGGAUACCGAAUCCGAAGCCGAUGCGCGCACACUAAAGAGCGAAUUUAAUGUGAGUACCGAGUCGAAAUUGUACGAGGUUAUACCGCUUUCCAUGUGUUCGAUACCCAUACAUAGCGCCGGCGGUAAAGGUUCGACGAGCAGCAGUGGUAUCGGUGUGGGCGCUGGCGCACGCGCUCGCCGCAAUUCAGGCGCUAGACGGCGUAUGCUGGGCGGUGGCCGGAGUGAAGGCGCUGUUGGUGGUGGUGGACGUUACAAUUUUAAUUGCUUCGCAUGGCCGUGUUUCCGGCGUCGCAAGCGAGGUCGCGUGGGCUUCGAUAUGUCCGAUGAGGAUGACGAGGAGGCGCAUUUGCGAGCGGGCGAAGAGCCCACACCGCAUCGUGCCUCCGGCAAACGGCGUAUGUCCUUCUAUCGGCGCGAAGAAUUGGAGGCGCGUCGCAAAGGCAAGCGGGUACCGCAAUACAAUUCCGUUUCGAAAAUCGAUCGCGCAUCACGCAUAGUCUUUCCGAUGCUCUUUCUACUCAUCAAUGUUUUCUAUUGGUAUGGCUACUUGUCGCGCAGCUCACGAAUACUAGCGAAUACGCCAACGACCACCUGAUGUUACCUUUUAGCAAUUUAGAUCAAGUCCGGGAGGAAAUCAAAGCGAACGGCAAUGCAACGGCGUUGGUACAAUGAAUUAUUCUAGAAUAUAAAAUUGCAACUUGCAAAUAUUGGCGACAUUGGUCAACUACUAAUUGAAAUCAAAAGAUAUUUUUGGAAAAAAAAUUUGGAAA
Anastrepha obliqua is the source of this 2657-nucleotide messenger RNA. RefSeq names its product gamma-aminobutyric acid receptor alpha-like. Gene Ontology annotation, cellular component: membrane; neuron projection; synapse. The coding region runs from base 296 to 2482 and encodes 728 amino acids. The record is from RefSeq and is a predicted model, not a curated record. NCBI's taxonomy places the organism in Eukaryota, Metazoa, Arthropoda, Insecta, Diptera, Tephritidae. Gene Ontology annotation, molecular function: extracellular ligand-gated monoatomic ion channel activity; transmembrane signaling receptor activity; neurotransmitter receptor activity. The transcript has 7 exons. Gene Ontology annotation, biological process: monoatomic ion transmembrane transport; chemical synaptic transmission; signal transduction.